Venturia canescens is the source of this 772-nucleotide messenger RNA. RefSeq lists its product as uncharacterized. The record is from RefSeq and is a predicted model, not a curated record. The coding region runs from base 136 to 576 and encodes 146 amino acids. NCBI's taxonomy places the organism in Eukaryota, Metazoa, Arthropoda, Insecta, Hymenoptera, Ichneumonidae. Gene Ontology annotation, molecular function: nucleic acid binding; zinc ion binding. The transcript is spliced from 2 exons.
UCCUCAUUAUUAACAAAUUGGCAAAAUUUGAGUGUAGAAAAUAUAGCUGUUGCUACUGUUCUCAGUCACAUCGCAAAACUCGAACCAAAACUACAACGCGUAGUUUUUACAGAAGAAAUCUCUACAAGGAAUAAAAUGCAGCAAGAAUUGAUGGCGUUUGCUUAUCGGAAACGACCACUUAUCGAAAAUGAUGAUUCGACUAAAACAUGGAAGCGCUUAAAAACGUCAAAAAAAUGUUAUACUUGUGGAAAAAUGGGCCAUAUCACUGCUGAAUGCUGGAACAACACAAGCAACUUUAAUAAAAACACGUCAAACAAAGAAGACACAAAUCAAAUAUCCAACACAACAACCUCAAAAUCAACAAUCACCUGCUUUAAGUGUGGAAUGAUGGGUCAUAUUGCAUCGAAGUGUUCAAAUAAAGAGCCACCAAAACAGACUGAACGACGAAUCAACUUUUGUAGUAUGAGACCUAUCACUGGAACUCUAACACAAUCCGACGACGAAGAGGCAGUAGUUUCAGACAGUGAAGAAGCAAAAGAAGGAACUGCCACUUCUUUAUCACACGAGGACGUGUGAAUUGUCAGGAAGGCCGUGUAGAGGAGAUGAAGGUCGUUGAGGUUGCUAUGGAAACACAACAAGAAAAGAAGAGGAGAGUAGUGGAGAGAAAGGGAUAAAACGGAAUGUUGAACAAGAUGUUUGACAAAUUAAAAUCAUAAAAGGAUCUAAAACGAUUUAUAUUCAAUAAAUAAUAUCAGUUCAUUUAUUAUUUGAA